AUGGACAAACCUCCAAAAGGAAAGGACCCGACUAAACGACUUGGGAAGAAGAUCCCUAAUGAGUCUGAACACAUUAAGUGGAAGGAUGAUGUUGUUGUGCCAUGUGGAAAGUCGAUCAUUGAAGAAGAUAAAGGGCCAGGCUGCAAUGUGUUCCGGAAGUGGGGUCGAAUUAGCAAUGAAAAAAUUGGAGGAAAUAAGUUGGAAGAAUUGAGUAAGUCUGAUGCAAUUCAAGAAUUUAAACGGUUGUUUCUUGAAAAGAUUGGGAAUUCAUGGGAGGCAUGGGAACAAAAGAAACUUCAGAAGCAACCUGGACGAUUCUACCCCUUGGAAAUUGUAUUUAUACUUCCUGAUGGACAAUAG
Molecule: messenger RNA, 360 nt
Organism: Lactuca virosa
Lineage: Eukaryota; Viridiplantae; Streptophyta; Magnoliopsida; Asterales; Asteraceae
Source: the annotation of a GenBank genome assembly